AUGAGAUCUCACAGGGUUCUCCCGAUAUGGCUCCUCUGGCUAACCCAGGGACAGGGGUUGACCAUCCCCAACGCCGACGACAACUCGGCCGAUACCUGGCAGGACUCCCACCAGGAGUUCAAGCGAACCAUCGCGACUGAGGACCAGGAGUAUCUCACAACUUACGCCAAGGACGACAUUAUCCCGGCCACCGAGACUGUCGACGUUAGCACCAGCAAGGCGCAGACUGGAACUGCCAUUGUUCUUCCUUCUCUCUCAGACGUUGAGCCUCAUACUGAAGGUUUCAUUGUCACCGACCUUUACAACCCUCUUCAGACUGAGGCUCCUAUUCUUAGCACCUCCAUUUCGAGCCCAUCGAGCCUACUUAAGCCUGUUGCAUCCCCCACCAAGAACACUCAACCUUCAGGCCUUUCCAAGAUGGCGACCAGCAACGACAUUUUCGCCAACCCUAUCGACACCAGCGCUCCUCUGGCCAUGUUCCAGAGGAAGGCUGACCACCCGGUUCCUCGUCUGGGAAUCUCUAAGUCGGGACCCCUCGAGACCAACAAGUUUUAUUCCAACUUCUACCUCGGAGACCAGAAGAGCCCGGUCUACACAUACCCUUAUGCGCUCUCGUGGGCUGCCGGUGCCGGUGCCGCCGCGAGUUGGGGUAUGGCGAUUUCUCACGUCGAGGCCAGCCAGCGAGUUUACGGUCCACUUCAAUCUAACAAGGCUGUGGAAUACUACGUCAACCCUGUCGGCAUUCAGUCCAUGAUCAUGUCGGCCAAGGAGCUGGGCUCCAAGACCACCCUGACCAUGGACUCGAUCGGCCCUCACUAUGCCAGGGCUAUGCUUAGAAAGGAUAGCUCUUCUGCUCCGGCCAUCACCUUCCCUCUCGCUCAGGGCAGUCUCUUCACCACUGCCUACUACAGCGGCGCCACGCCCUUUAUCCAGUCCAGCGUCUACUUCAAGAGUAUGACACAAGUGGCAAAGGACCCCAAGACCAACGUGCGCAAGUUCAACUUUGUCCUCGAGGAUGGUACCACUUGGCGACUGUAUGCGUACAAGACCAAGGGCGAUCCUCUUAACCUGACAGUCACCAACAACGGUCUCGCCUCGUCCAGCAAGCCCUUCUAUGGCUUGAUCCAGAUCGCCAAGGACCCCAAGUCGAGCAAGUCCGAGGCAGUCCUUGACAACGGUUGUGGCAUCUACGCGACUGGCAUGACCAUCAGCGGUUCUGCUGUCGGUACUAAGGGUACUUAUAGCUUCAACUGGAGCAAGUCCGGCCACACUUCUGGAAACCUCUGGAUGUUUGCUCUUCCUCACCAUCUCACCUCAUUCGACGCCGCCACCACCGCCAACAUCCGGGACUACAAGCUUCAGACUCCCACCAAGGGCGUUGCCACGAUUGUUGGAGGCACCAAGUGGACCAUGGUCGAGCCCUCGAUGCCUGUCAACAUGGGCUUUGCUCCUUGGGAUCCUUCCACGGGCAGCAAGGGACUCUCCACCAAGGCAAAGACCACCAUCAAGCCCAUCGCGCAGUCGGAAGUCUCGCAGGACAUGAUUGCGCAGACCAACCUGGACUCGAUGUACUUUUCUGGAAAGGCUCUGGCCAAGUUUGGUACUAUCAUCUAUGUCAUCAACAACCUCUUGGGCGACGCUGCUCUGGCCCAGUCUGGCUUGGCUAAGCUCAAGACGGCCUUUGCCAGAUUCGGUACAAACAAGCAAAACUACCCGCUUGUCUACGAAACCGCUUGGGGCGGUCUCGUCUCAUCUGCGUCCUAUGUCACCGGACAGUCCGGUUCUGACUUUGGAAACACUUACUACAACGACCACCACUUCCACUACGGUUAUCACAUCCUUGCUGCUGCCUACAUUGGUUCUAUGGAUAGCAAGUGGCUUGCUGCCAACAAGGCCUAUGUUAACAGUCUUGUUCGUGACUAUGCCAACCCAAGCAGCACGGACAAGUAUUACCCCCUGUGGCGAAGCUUUGACUGGUACCACGGCCACAGUUGGGCCCAUGGCCUGACCGCUAUGUGGGAUGGCAAGGACCAGGAAUCUAGCUCGGAGGACAUCAUGUCUGUGUAUGCCCUCAAGAUGUGGGGUCAAGUGAUCCAGGACACCAACCUGGUUGCACGAGCCAAUCUGCAACUAGCCGUCAUGACACGGGCUAUGCAGCAGUACUACUACUAUACCACGGACAACGUCGCUCAGCCCAGCAACUUUAUCGGCAACAAGGUGGCGGGUAUUCUCUUUGAGAACAAGAUUCACCAUACCACAUGGUUCAGCCCCAACAUUGAAGCCAUCCAGGGCAUUCACAUGAUCCCCAUUCUGCCCCCUUCAAACCUGGCCCGAACCAAGACAUUUGUUCAGCAGGAGUGGGAUACCUACUUCAGCAGCGGCCGCGUUGACAAGAUCGACAAUGAAUGGAAGGGCAUCAUCUACGGCAACUACGCGACUAUUAACCCUAAGGCGGCUUGGACCUUCUUUACGAGCUCCAAGUUUGAUGCGAAGUGGAUCGAUGGCGGUGCAUCAAGGACGUGGUUCCUGACGUACGCUGCAGCCCUCGCCGGCAUUUAA
Molecule: messenger RNA, 2559 nt
Organism: Fusarium keratoplasticum
Lineage: Eukaryota; Fungi; Ascomycota; Sordariomycetes; Hypocreales; Nectriaceae
Product: Endo-1,3(4)-beta-glucanase
Exons: 6
Coding region: 1-2559 (852 amino acids)
Cellular component (GO): cell surface
Molecular function (GO): endo-1,3(4)-beta-glucanase activity; glucan endo-1,3-beta-D-glucosidase activity
Source: RefSeq, a predicted model, not a curated record